AGUUGUGGGAAGAAAAGCAGAGCAGACACCAGAGGAGCCCAGCUUGGCAGCAGCCUGAGACACAAACCUCCUCUCCAGAGGAAGAGCCUAGCCCACAGCAGAGACUAUGGAACUCACCUCAGCCCCUCUCCACAAAGAACAGGUCUGGAGAGGACUCCUGCUCACAGUCUCUCUUUUAACCUGCUGGAACUCUCCCACCACUGCCAAAGUAACUGUUGAAGCAGUUCCACCCCAUGUUGCUGAAGAGCAGAAUGUUCUUCUACUUGUCCACAAUCUGCCAGCAGAAGUCCGAGCUUUCUACUGGUACAAAGGAGAAACUGUGGUUGAUAGUAAUGAAAUUGCACGAUUUCUAAUAUCCAGUAGUACAAAUAAAACAGGGCCUGCAUACAGCGGCAGAGAGAUGAUAUACCCCAAUGGAUCCUUGCUCUUCCAGAAUGUCACUCAGAAUGACACAGGAGUCUACAUGCUAAACAUGAUAAUGGAAAACUUUGAUUAUGAGAGUGCAUCCGUGCAGUUCCGUGUACACCCACCACUACCCAAGCCCAACAUCACAACCAACAAUUCCAAUCCCAUGGAGGGUGACGACUCAGUAGCAUUAAUGUGUGAGCCUAAGACUCAGAAUACAACCUACUUGUGGAGGAUAAAUGGUCAAAGCCUCUCAGAAGAUGACAGGCUGAAGCAGUCUGAGGGCAACAGGACUCUCACUUUACUCAGUGUCCUGAGGACUGACAUAGGACCCUAUGUGUGUCAAACCCGGAACCAAGUGAGCACUUCUCAAAGUGACCCAUUCACUCUAAACAUUACCUAUGGUCCAGAUGCCCCGAUCAUAUCCCCCUCAAAUAUUUAUUUCCAUUCAAGGACAAACCUCAGCCUCUCCUGCCACACAGAUUCUAACCCACCUGCACAGUACUCUUGGUUUGUCAAUGGAGACCUCCAGUCAUCCUCCCAAGAGCUCUUUAUCCCCAUCAUUAAUACUAAUAAUAGCGGAUCUUAUACCUGCCUCGUCUAUAACUCUGUCACUGGCCUCAAUAAGAACACAAUCAAGAACAUUACAGUCCUUGAGCCAGUGACUCUGCCCUUCAUCCAAGUCAUCAAUACCACAUUCAAAGAACUGGACUCUGUGUUCAUGACCUGCUACUCAAACAACACUGGAAUCUCCAUCGGUUGGCUCUUCAAUGGCCAGAGUCUGAGGAUCACAGACAGGAUGAAGCUGUCCCAGAACAACAGCACCCUCACCAUAGACCCUGUCAGAAGAGAGGAUUCUGGGGACUAUCAGUGUGAGGUCUCCAAUCCAGUCAGUUCCAAGAAGAGUGACCCCAUCCAGCUGAACAUAAUACCUGACCUAACCCAAGGAACUGCUGUCCUCUCCGGAGGUGCCAUUGCCAGCAUUGUGGUUGGAGCUGUGGCUGGGAUGACUCUUAUAGCAGUACUGGCAUAUUUCCUUUAUUUUAGGAAGACUGGAAGGAGAACUGACCAGCAUGAUCUCACAGAGCACAAAUCCUCAGCCUCCAACCACAAUCUGGGCCUCUCUGACAACUCUCCGACUAAGGUGGAUGAAGUGGCAUAUUCCGUCCUGGACUUCAAUGCCCAGCAACCCAAACCACCAACUUCAGCCUCCCCAUCUCCAAGAGCCACAGAGGAAGUUUAUUCAGAAGUAAAAAAGAAGUGAUCACAGUCUAUCCUGCUGGCUACACCAAGGAUGCAUCCCCAGAUUCUCUCCUUUCACUAGGAGAUCUCCAUACUCUAGACAUGAGGGAACACACACACACACACACACACACACACACACACACACACACACACACUUCCAGGCUGCAGUCACUCUUUCAGUGCCCAUAGAAGGAAAAGUGUGUUCUGGAGCCUACAGGAAACCCAACCUUUCUUGGAAUUGAAAUUUAGCUAAGACAGAGACAUCAAACUGUCUACCCCUUCACUUUCCUAACCAUGGCUUGUUUUAAAUUGACCUAUUCAAAGCACGUUUGUUCCUCCCCCAACUCCAAGUCCUGCCCUAUCAGAGUCAAACAAAGGAAAAGCAGGAAAUGGCCAUUCCCAUCUCUUUAAAACCUGAUGUAAAGCCACCAUACACAGGAAGAUCACACCUGGAGCCAGUAGUUCACUGGGAAAUCUACACACCUGAUAACUGUCAUGCUUGCCCAGCUGUGGCAUCAGGCUCUCUGUUCAUUGUGGCUUUACACCUGAGUCCCUCUCUGAGCCUUUUUCCAGAAAACCCACUCAAGGCAGCUAGAAAAGCUCUUUGGUAGCAUCCACAGGCCAUUGCCAAAGCAGAGUGUAGACACAAAGACAACAUCUCUAACAUCUACCAGGAAGGUGUCCAGAAAAGCAGGGCUGGUGGUUUUGAACGGACAGACUUCUGGAAUUUGAAAAAGGAGCAGAGAGAUGCCCUUCGUGGAGUAUUGGAAUUGUUUUAAAAAGAAGUCACAUUUGGAGGUAUCGGGACUUCCCUCUUUCUAAGACAAUCAACUAUUUGAAUUUCUGUAACUGCUGACUUACCUCACUGUGUGAGCUGAUCAGUCUACCUUAGGGGCAAGAAGCCACUAAGCCUCUGGCUCCCUUGGCCAGGAUAAAAAGUCCUCUCAAGCCCUUCUGAUCAAGAGUUCAAACCAAAGAUAAAUAAAUGAAUAACAAGGCAGUCACUUGCAGAGCCACAGCUGAGUGUCAGGCUAAUCCUCCUUCUUUCCUGAAUUAGUCAGAAAAGCCUGACUUUUCCUUUGUCCAUGUUUUCAUCUUUUCUUUUGGAGACCGGCCAGAGCCUAGACAAUCUUUCUCUGACACUUUGGGCUUUCCCAUUCUUCCCUGGAAGCUCUCCCGCCCCCCACCUGUGCAGGCUGCCAGCUGACCUCUUGCUUGACUCAAAGGUCGUUCCUCCUCUACUCCAUUCCCCUCUCCUCCAGGCUGAUACUGAGAUUUCCAGCUUGUCUGCCUUGUUUUUCUUUUAAACUCUAACAAAACUGUCCUCAGCUCUAAACAAAAUAAAACAACAGGCUUUCCUCAUUCCCACCAGGAAGAGACCUAACUCAGUUUCUGGAAAUCGAGGACCUGCCUCCAACCACCCUUCUGCAGUGUUUCUGCCUGUGCCUUUGUUUCCCCUUUCUUUGUCUUUUCUUUUUCACUUUUUUUUUUUUAAACAGAGUUUUAGCAUGUAGCCUGCACAGGCUUCGAUCUCAAAAUAAUACCUUCUACAACCUCCCACCUGCUGAGAUUAUAGCACCGGCCACCAGGCCCAGCUACCUGUGCAUUCCCUGUCUACCCUACACUCUCAGGAAACCUUGGCCUCUGCUACUGUGUGUUUGGUCCAUGUGAAAUGUGGCCUUACAGGAGCACAGCCACUCAAGCUGAAGACAUUGUUUACAGCCUAGAAUGCUCGGCACUGGUGCCCCUCUGGGAAUGUGGGCUAUUCGCAGAGUGCUCUUACCCAGCCCUGGGCUUUCUGCAGCUUCUGAAGCCUACCUUUCCCACCUGGGAUGAGUCCCAGCAACAAGAGAAAGAAAGGCAAAUGUUGUCUCAGGAAUCCUCUGUUCUGAGGCACACCCACUCUGUGCCCGUUAAGCAAAGGUUUUAUUGGAUAUUAAAAUUUUGUUCUCAUGCCAUGUCUAACAGGUCUUCUGAGACAAUUAUUUUUGACUUCUCCUACUCAGGGAUUUCUUUUAGGGAUUUCCAACCCAAAUAUAUCCUGUGUAUAUUUUCCUUCAGCCAUACUAUUCUGGGUUAUUUAAUUUUUCUUGGUUAAAGCCAAAUCUGAGUUAUUUAUAAAUUUACCCUAUGUUCAUAAUAAAAAAAAAUCAUAUAUCCCUGAUA
Peromyscus leucopus (white-footed mouse) is the source of this 3816-nucleotide messenger RNA. Its product is annotated as CEA cell adhesion molecule 1. Gene Ontology annotation, biological process: signal transduction; regulation of immune system process. Bases 107 to 1669 code for a protein of 520 amino acids. NCBI's taxonomy places the organism in Eukaryota, Metazoa, Chordata, Mammalia, Rodentia, Cricetidae. The transcript has 9 exons. Gene Ontology annotation, molecular function: protein tyrosine kinase binding. The record is from RefSeq and is a predicted model, not a curated record. Gene Ontology annotation, cellular component: plasma membrane; cell surface.